Molecule: messenger RNA, 8223 nt
Organism: Harpegnathos saltator (Jerdon's jumping ant)
Lineage: Eukaryota; Metazoa; Arthropoda; Insecta; Hymenoptera; Formicidae
Gene: Hcf
Product: Host cell factor
Exons: 9
Coding region: 1379-6190 (1603 amino acids)
Biological process (GO): regulation of DNA-templated transcription; chromatin remodeling
Cellular component (GO): histone methyltransferase complex
Molecular function (GO): transcription coactivator activity; protein binding
Source: RefSeq, a predicted model, not a curated record
ACGUCUGUUUCACCACUGAGUGCUACGAAAUCGUCUCGAGUCGCCGGUCGUGCCGCGUGCCUGCCGCGUAUCCCCGCGUGGUCGGUGCGUCGCGCAACGCCGAGUAUUGCCGCGCUCCGCCCGGCGUCGUUAGGCAGUAUACCAUAGUGAUAUCUCCGUCGCCCCGCCGUUUUUCGCUCCGUGUUGACGCGAGUUUUACUGCGAGUGUUGCUACGAGGGCGGUGGGAGAGUGUCGGGGAGGGGACGGCGCGAGCGGAACGGAAGAGUCGACGAUCGGUCUCGAAAAUUCGAGACUCGCUCUCGAGAUCGUGCGUGCGCGCGCGCGCGCACGCUCGCUCGCUCGCUCGCUCACUCGCUCGUUCCAAGUGGUGCAUUCAAGGAUAGACGAGGAACGAGAGCGAGAAGCCGACACCCGGAUGGCGAUAUGAUCGGAUCGUGUCGCAACGACGCAACCGUCGCGAGCACGUAUCCGCCCGGGCCGCGGUGUAUCACCGAGUGGCCGCUCUAGUUUUCGCACUAUCAGUGCCGUAAACAUCGCGCACGUAAAUACACACGCUUACGCACAUACGCGAGCGUAUGCGCGCGCGCGCGCGCCAAUACACGCGCUGCGCGUCGGCUGUCUCUCUUUCUCUCUCUCUCUCUCUCUCUCUUUCUCCCUUUCUCCGCCUGCUAGUCGUCGAGCCUGUCCGUGUGUACGUGUUGCGCGCCGCGGGGACAUACACCGCUCUCACAGCGCGGCGAAUCUUGGCGUCCGGAAUUCGCUGCCCGGUCGCGAUUCUGUGUUAUCGUAGCGCGAGGGUGCGACGAGAGAGCGUGCAGCGUGUGCGUUGAAGGAACGCGUUGACGCGUUGCACUAGCACGACGAGACUCGGGCGAAUCCGCGAAGCGUACGGCAGGAGGAGUGUCGUCGCGUCUUUCUCUACGGGUGGUCGUCGAGGAGGUUAGAAUUCGUGACGUACAGCCCCUCUCGGGUCUGCGUCACGUCUGGACCGAGAGUGCGGGGAGUGUAGCGACGAGUGCUUUCGUCGCGCGAUUGACCAACGAAUACUUGAAAGUAUCGUGGUCGCGGUAAUCCCCUGUCUGGUUGUCGCCAGCCGUCGCAAGCACCCUGUUCACGACUGUCGACUGUGUACGAAGUACGGAGUCUUGGUCUCGGCCCCGUACAAAAGAGCCAUCGCGAGCACCGACCGCGCGAUCUCUGUGAUAAGAGAAGGACUGCUCCGCGCCGCAUAAGCUUGCGAGCCGAUCAGCUCGUUGCGCUACGCGUCGCGUUCGAAGGAGUAAACGUGUGUCGCGCGGCAGUGGUGAGAUAGUGGUGUUGGUAGUGGUGGUGUACGGUCGCGCGUGGCAUAAAAAAAUGAUGUGAUCGACGGUCAUCAUGGCGGCACCCAUGCUAAAGUGGAAGCGGAUCACAAAUCCGACCGGGCCCCAGCCGAGACCCAGGCACGGCCACCGGGCGGUAGCGAUUAAGGAUCUCAUGGUCGUUUUCGGCGGCGGUAACGAGGGUAUCGUCGACGAGCUACAUGUUUACAACACGGCCACAAACCAAUGGUUCGUUCCGUCUACGAGAGGCGAUAUCCCACCAGGAUGCGCGGCUUACGGUUUCGUCGUCGACGGCACACGCAUCUUGGUCUUUGGUGGGAUGGUGGAGUACGGCAAGUACUCCAAUGAACUGUACGAACUCCAGGCGAGCAAGUGGGAAUGGAAACGGCUGAAGCCAAAGCCACCCAAGGACAAUAUCCCGCCGUGUCCGCGUCUAGGACACAGUUUCACUCUCAUUGGUAACAAGGUCUUCCUAUUCGGAGGUCUGGCGAACGACAGCGACGACCCGAAGAAUAACAUACCGAGAUAUCUGAAUGAUCUGUACACACUCGAGCUGCUUCCUAACGGCGUGACCGCCUGGGACGUGCCGACGACACAAGGUUCCUCACCACCUCCCCGGGAAUCACAUACUGGUGUGGCGUACACCGACCGUACGACUGGCAAGUCGUGCCUGGUGAUCUAUGGUGGUAUGAGUGGUUGCCGUUUGGGCGAUUUGUGGUUCUUAGAUGUUGACUCGAUGACUUGGAAUAGACCGAUCGUUCACGGCCCCACUCCCUUACCUCGAUCACUCCACACUGCCACAUUAAUUGGUCACCGUAUGUACGUCUUUGGAGGAUGGGUGCCACUGGUCGUCGACGAUGUCAAAGUCGCGACACACGAGAAGGAAUGGAAGUGCACGAGCACCUUGGCGUGUCUGAAUCUAGAAACUCUCACUUGGGAGCAACUAACCGUCGAUUCCUUGGAGGAGAACACUCCUCGCGCUCGAGCUGGUCAUUGCGCGGUAGGUGUCCACAGCAGGCUCUACGUAUGGUCCGGUAGAGAUGGGUAUCGUAAGGCUUGGAACAAUCAGGUGUGCUGCAAGGACCUGUGGUACCUCGAAGUCAGCAAACCGCCAGCACCUUCCCGAGUUCAGCUGGUCAGGGCUUCCACGCAAACGCUGGAGGUCAGUUGGACAGCGACCCCGUCCGCGCAAUAUUACAUUCUUCAGAUACAAAAGUACGACAUGCCGCCGGCGGCGACCGCGGGUGUUUUCCCGCCGGUGAGCGCACCCACGCCAAACGUCACUCCUGUCACCGCCGCCCCGGCUGUGGCCACACCGGCAACCGUGCCGAUCACGUCGCCUCCUGUGACCACUGUGGCUUCUAUCCCGACUAACCCGACUUCCGUCAGAUCAGCCGUGAUACCGGUGGCGCCGCUGCGAGUGCAGCCAACGGUACAGAGCCCGGUGCAGAAGACUGUGCCGCCGCAACAAGUCGUACAGAAAACGACUAGUCCCAUGACGCCGAGAGUCGCUGCCGGCAAUGUCAUACGAAUCCGUUCCCCGUUAAUCACCACCGCGACGGCGGCGACAACGUCGACGGCGGCAGCGGCGGCGACGGUGGUGGUCACCACUGAGCAACAGCCACAGCAGCAACAAACCUCUCCCACUGUGACUACCACCGUGGCGACCGGUCAAACGCCCGCCGCCAUGUCCGGCAUAGCUGCAUUGGCCGCGGCAGCGGCGGCGACGCCGAAGAUCACCAUGAACAAUGUCCCCAUCUUGCCGCAAGCUGCGACCAAUACCAUUAGAAUGAAGAACGUUCAGCCGGGUCAGCAGAUACGCUUCGCCACGCCCGGCGCGACAGUACUGCGCACGGCGUCGCCACCGCAGAACAAGCAGAUCAUCCUGCAGAAGUCGGGCCAGAACAUAUCUGGUCAAACUGGAAUCGUGCAUCUGCUGAAAACUGGUCAGGUGGCCUGCGGCAUGAUGGCCGCGACGGGACCCAAGGUGAGUCUCAUCCCCAGCAAGGCGGUUCAAGGCACCGGAGUGAAGCUCCUGAAUCACGGGCCGGCGAUAUUGCGACUGGUGAACCCCAACACGGUAGCGGGGUCGAAGCUGCUCACGACCAUGAAGACCUCCGGCUUGGUGACGAUGAGCAAGGGACAAAAUAUCACCGGCAAGCAGACUAUUAUGAUCGCCAAGCCGGGUGGCAACGGCGGAUUGGUCGGCAGAACCAAUCAGAUCAUCGUAGUCACUACGGGUUCCGGUCUGAGAGCCGUGCAGACGGUAACUACUUCGCAAGCUGGCGCAGGCCAAGGGACCAAUCUCACGACCCCGGUGAACGUGUUACCCUUGUCGGCCACCAAUCACGUGACGAAUCAGCAAGGUGUCAAGAUGAUCGUCGUGUCCUCGGGCGCGAUGGUGGGCGGAACCGCUGGCAAGCCCAUAACCAUCACAGUACCGGGACAAGGCGGUGUACCAAAGACAGUGACUAUCGCCACCAAGGGCAGUCCACAGGCAAUCUUUAAUCCUGGCAAGAGCCAAAUCGUCAUGCCGCAGAUACAAAAGACUCCAGAAGCGGUAACGAUGUCUGGUAAACCGGUAACUCUGCAAAUGUCUGGAGGCAUAGGUGCGAAGACGGUGACGCUUAUGCCAACAAGUAGUUCCAUAGUGACUACUUCGAGUGCGUCGGAUUCGAUAGACACCAGCAAGAUGCUCUUUGUUCCGUCGCAGAAGCAGCCUUCGGCUUCUUUAGCCUCAACGUCUGACGGUCCCGCUACUACUGACGCAGCUUUAGCCGCUUUAGCAGCAGAGGCGGGUCUAAUCGACCCGGUGCAGGAGCCAUCUGGUGGUCUGUCGUUUAUGGUAGCUACAGACGACGGUGCUGGCGGUGACGGUAAAGUGGAGGACAGUUGUAACGGUAACGAGGCGACCACAGCGGCCGCCUUGGUUUCCCAAAUGGGCGCGGGUGAACCGAUGCAAGUCGAUGGCGAUGGCAACUUUGUGCUUCCACAAGUGGACGGUCCGACCGACAUUCUCCUGUCUGAGGACGAAGAGAACGAUAAGAUCGACUUGGACGAGAACCCCGCUCCUGAGAAUGCCUCGGAGUCGGCCGUUGAUGAGCCGACACCCAUGGAGCAAGACGACGUUAACGCGGCCGAGAGUAUCCAUGCGGAAGAGCCCGUUGUGAAGGAGGAGAAGGAGGAGGAAGCCGCGGCCGAAGCGACAGCCGAUUUGCCUGAAGACAUCCCCGCCACUGACCAAGUGCCCGAGGAAACUGAUGGUGCUACUGACAAUCCGCCGACCGACGAAGAGACACCCGUAGAUACCAAUGUUGGUACCAAGGCGGAACUACCGGACGAAAAGGAGAUUGAUAUCGAUAAUACGUUGCCCGACGAAGUGAAAGUGGAGAAAUCCGAGUUGCCUUUCGUACAAUCACCAGCAACGCAAGCUCCUGCCGAAGUGGAGGAAGUGCCGUUGACAAAUGUCGCCGAUUCGGCAGAACCUAAAAGCGAGAACCAAGAGGAUCAUCAAGAUGAAAACAAUGAAACGAAGAGCAUGAAGGCAGAGUAUCUUUCCGACAACGAAAAAUCGCCAGCGCCUGAAGCUCCACCGCCCGUUGAAGACAGCGUGCCGCAGCUCCCCAAGGAAGAAGCUGAGGAAAUUGAGAAGAUCAAGGACGAAGCUGUGGAACCAGAAGCCAAUCUACCGACCGAGAAAGCAGAUAUUUCUCUCGUGAAAUCGGAAGACGCCGAUGAGCCAAUGGUCACGGACAGCGCGUUGCCUGUGACAGACGUGGAUCAGUUACCAGUAACAACACCCGUCGUCACACCGAACGUGCCAGCAAAGUCAGAACCCGCGGACGAACCGAUGGAACCGAUAGAACCGAUGGAACAGGACAAAUUCUCCGACCUACCAAUCUCGUCGAUUAACGGAGUCGCCGCUUCUCUCGAAAAGGAAGCCGAAAGUCCGCAAAAGAUUCACACUCCUAUCAAAAUCGACAUCAAAGAGGAUAACGCGAUUUCGAAGAGGGACAGCCUGAAGCAGGAGAAAAUAAAUGACGCCAGAUCAGAUGAUGACUCCACGGCUUUGUCUACGUUAGCAAGCGCCGCCUUGGGCUCAACGGAGACAUCGGUGAAAGUUAAAACCGAGCAGAGCGAGGAUGAGAAGAAGGAUCCAGAGUGGUAUGACGUGGGAGUUAUAAAAGGAACUACUUUCACAGUUCAACACUAUUAUCUUUCCGGUGACGAACCGUUGGAUAUAACGCAACCCUUAACGAUGGACGUUUUCAAAGAAAGGACUAAAAUAGCACUGGAGCCCGGAACUGCCUACAAGUUUAGAAUUGCCGCUGUGAAUAGCUGUGGACGAAGUGCCUGGAGCGAGGUAUCGGCAUUUAAAACGUGUCUUCCGGGAUUCCCGGGUGCACCGAGCGCUAUAAAGAUAUCGAAAUCCGCGGACGGCGCACAAAUCUCUUGGGAGCCACCGCCUAGCAACGUCGGGCCCAUUCUCGAGUAUUCCGUCUAUCUGGCGGUGAGAAGUACAGCGUUGAACAAUGACGGCGAGGCGAAAACAGUCGUGUCUACACCAAAUCAAUUAGCCUUUAUUAGAGUUUAUUGCGGCUCGAGUAAUUCCUGUUCGGUGAACAAUAGUGCCCUUAACGCCGCUCACGUGGACACCACUACGAAACCGGCCAUAAUCUUUAGAAUAGCAGCGCGAAACGACAAAGGUUACGGACCAGCCACGCAAGUCAGGUGGUUGCAAGAUCCCACCACCGGUGUGAAGGGUAAUCCGCAAGCCGUGAAGAGACCCGGCACAGACCUACGCACGCAGGUGAAUUCUCCGCAAAAGAAGGCGAAGCAAGAGAUAACUAGUGAUAAUUUCUCGUGAGCCUGUUCUCCCCCUGGCCUCGUACAGCCGAAACUCCCACAAGCGACGCUGCUACAUUAUUUAAUUUCCGCCGGUCCACAUGCCUAACAACGAUAAACAAAACAAUUGUAUUAUCGAGUAAACGAAGAAAUGAAUGCGUGAACGAAGAACGUAAGAAAGCGAGAGAGGAAGAAAGUGAGGAAGGAGGAACGAAAGAAAAAUAGAUAAAGAAAGGGACGCGAUAUUUAGACCGAGAUAGGAACAUACGAUUUGAAAAAAAAAAGAAAAGAAAAGAAAAAAACAUUUAAGAAAGAAAAGUAUUUUUAGCGUUCUCUCUGUACGAAUACAAUAUCCUUCUGUACCGCCGCGUUUCUUACUCAUCGUCAUCCUAUUUCUUUUCUUGCGAGUACGCGAGAAUCUUCUGUAAAAAAAUACCAUGAGUAUCGUUAAUAAAUGACGAGGUGGUUAUUUUUUUGGAGUUAAGUAAGUUUUUCCAUGUUUAUAUAGCGUUUUCUACGGACGGUACGACAUAUCACUCUACAAUGCUCACACAGUUGCAUCAUGGAAAAAAAAGGAGAUCACGGAUCAUACGUUCGCGCAAGUUUAUUUUGUAGGCGUUGCCGGGAAUGAGUAGCCGGACAGGAUUCGUAUUCUAUAUUUCGCAUAUCUUUCCGAAUUAUCAUAUACAGUGUUCCGUGUUUGUUAAGGCAACUGGGAAGAUAAUACUACAUGAAACAGCAAUAUAAAACAAUAUCUUUUCGCACAUAUACACACGAGGCUUUCGAGAGUUUCAAUAUCUAAAAUUGGAAAAUAAAACGAUAUCUUCCCAUUUUGUGACAUUUCAAUGUACUGCUUGAGUUACUUUUAACUAUAGGUUUUGUAAUUAGUUUUAGUUACGUUUUGUCAAAAUACAUUUUAUUCUUUUAAUUACAUACAUUUACUGAUGAGAUAUCUAGAGUGAUGUGUCACACAAGUAUAUGAAAUAUCCAUUCAUCGAUAAUAGAACAUUGAUCAUCGAGCGCAAUCGUUCAAAAAAAUGAAAGUGUGACUGACAAAACAUGUUCUACAUCUUCGCGAUAAUAUUUUCAUGUAGAAUUAUUGAUCAUCCUAUUGUAUCCCACCAGUGUGUUACGGAACACUAUAUAUUCAAGACAAAGAGAGAGAGAGGGAGAGGGAGAGGUUUUAAUGAGAAAAAAAAUUCACAAAUUCCUUAUAAUAUAUUUAUCAUUGAUAGAACAUCUGCAAUUCUUUUGACACUCAUCAUUAGGCAGAAAAAGCUCGCUUUUGAAAUGUAGGUAUUUAGUGUACAUAAAACUCUUGCAUUGACAAAUGUGUUUAUCAUAUUACGAGGCAAUGAAAUAAAAUACUUUUUGAUAAGGUAGAAUAAUUGGGAGAUAUCCACAUAUACUGUGCAAACCUUGAUAGUCUCCUAUUUCUAUCUGCUCGUUUACGUCUUAAUUUCGUGCAAAGAAAGAAGAGAAAAGAUGAGUUCUUAUCGUUUCAUCGAUUUAGUUUUACACACGACAAUCGGUGCUAAUACAUUAUUCCGGAUACUUUUGUUACUGCCAGAUGCGACCAGAUUGUGUUAUCGAAAGAGCAACACGCGCAUUAAAGUGCAAAAUUGUCUCUGCUGAGGCGCAUAACACCGAGUUACUUAUUUGCUUUCGGUCGAACACUUGCAACGAUGCAGAUAUAUUUUGUAUAAAAAAUAUAGAUCUAAAUGAGAAUUAUACAUGUAUAAUUAAUGAAUGUGUCCCUAAGGAUGGGCUCUAGGACGAUUAUUGAUAUUUUAGCGAAUAAAGAGAGCUCUCCGAGGAAAAUUUAAGGAUAUUUUUAGACGGCAACGAAACGAUUGUUUGAAUACUAAUAUAUCCGGAUAACGGUAGAAUAUAUACGUCUUUACGUAAAUUCUAAUCUUUUAUAGUGUUAAGACAGACAUAGAGCGAAUAAACGGGAAGAUUAGAUACGCGAGAGAAAGGUAAGAGGUGGCACACCAUGUACCGUCGCGCUAGAGGGAGGGGACACGUAGUGUAUCCGUAACUUUUUUUUUUCAA